AUGAUCUCCGCACCAAUCCACGUUUUAAUCGUCAUCUUCCUCGUUCUCUCCGCCGGAGGCCAAAUCUCCGCCGCUGGUGAUAAGCCGGAGACGGAGCCGGUUCCUGCGGCAUGGCCUGAGCAGUUUCACGCAUUGUUGUUGAUGAACAAAUCUGGAUCCCUGGAAGUUGUGGACCUUUGGUACGACUGGAUCAAUGGCCGUAAUUUCAACAUCAUUCAGAAGCAGCUCGGUGAAUUAAGUUACGACCUCGAAUGGAACAAUGGCACCUCUUUUUACUAUACCCUCGAUGCUUCUAAAUCUUGCCGCACUGUUCACUUCGAGGUUGGAAUCCUGAGGCCAAAUUGGCUAGAUGGAGCAAACUAUUUGGGUCAACGACGUGUGAAUAAGUUUCUCUGCAACGUAUGGGAGAAGGUUGACUUCUUAUGGUAUUAUGAAGAUGUUAUCACCAAGAGACCUGUACAAUGGAUCUUCUAUACAGGGAGGGAAGCUCAUGUGAUGACAUUUGAGGUUGGAGCUGUCUUAGAGGACGAGAAGUGGCAGGCUCCUGUCUAUUGUUUUAACAAGGAGGAGAAGAACAGUGAGUGA
Messenger RNA from Microthlaspi erraticum, 585 nucleotides. The record is from the annotation of a GenBank genome assembly. Lineage: Eukaryota; Viridiplantae; Streptophyta; Magnoliopsida; Brassicales; Brassicaceae.